This is a messenger RNA of Brienomyrus brachyistius, 3526 nucleotides long. RefSeq names its product ETS translocation variant 5-like. Gene Ontology annotation, cellular component: nucleus. NCBI's taxonomy places the organism in Eukaryota, Metazoa, Chordata, Actinopteri, Osteoglossiformes, Mormyridae. The record is from RefSeq and is a predicted model, not a curated record. Gene Ontology annotation, molecular function: DNA-binding transcription factor activity, RNA polymerase II-specific; sequence-specific DNA binding. Gene Ontology annotation, biological process: regulation of transcription by RNA polymerase II; cell differentiation. The coding region runs from base 398 to 1957 and encodes 519 amino acids. The transcript has 13 exons.
GCUGGACUAUAUAAGGAUGCGAGCAGCGCGGCUUUAUCGCUUUCGCUUAUGGGGCCGAGCGGUGCCCGGUUUCUGAUAACUUUCAUGCUCAGCGACUGGCCGUCAUGCCUUUAUAUGGGGCCCGGAUUAAAUUAAUUGAUAACUGAUCUCUUGGAGCACAGAGCUUGGUUCCAUACAUGGAAUUGUUUUCCAGUCCUGCAGGACACUGCAAUAAUUUAAUUGGGAUAAAUCAGAACUGAGUCUGUGCUGUUAGCGUUGUUUUCAGAAAUGAUUAUUGAUAGUCAGCUUUAACUAACAUACUAUCCAAAGUACAUGCAUGGACAGAAGUGUACAUCCCCUCCGGCCGUCGCUUUAAGCGAAGACCUUUAGUUUUCGAAAACCUGAAGACGAGGACGAAAUGGAUGGAUUUUAUGAUCAGCAAGUCCCUUUCCUGGUCGCCCCCAGUCAUAAAUCUCACGUGGAGGAACCAUGUAGCAGACCGGUAAAUGACAGAAAAAGGAAGUUUGUAGAUACUGAACUUGCCCAAGACACAGAAGAGCUUUUUCAGGACCUCAGUCAACUGCAGGAGAUAUGGAUUGCUGAAGCUCAGGUGCCUGACGAUGAACAGUUUGUCCCAGAUUUCCAGUCAGAUAAUCUGAUGUUCCAUGGCCCCCCUCCAAGCAAGAUAAAACGUGAAGUGAGUCCUGCCAAGGAGCUGACCCCCUGCAGACAGGAGCAGAGCCUUGCACCCUAUGGAGAGAAGUGCCUUUACAGCUGCAGUGCCUGUGACAGGAAGCCCGUUGCCGGGUUCAAGCCACUGACUCCCCCGUCCACGCCGGUCUCCCCGUGUGGCCCCGUCACACUCCAGGACCAGACUCUCCCCCCGGUCCCUGCCCAGGCUCCAGGGCCCCGUCCCGUCCACGGGCACGCCGCCGCCCCCGGCCCCACCCGCCAGAGGCCGCUGCCCCUCCCUGCCCGGUCCCUGCCCUUCGCCGUGCCCUGUCUGCCUGUCAGCCACGGCGAUGCGGCCUACAGCUCUGAGCACAGGUUUCACCGCCAGCUCUCGGAGCCCUGUUUGCCUUUUCCCCCCUCCGAGGCCCAGGGAUGCCACUCAUUUUCUCCCCAAGCCCCCAGCACCUCACCCCGUGAUGGGCGGCCGGCCUACCACCGUCAGAUGUCUGAGCCCCUCGUCCCCGUGCCCCCCCAGGGCUUCAAACAGGAGCUGCUGGACCCCCGUUAUGCCGAGCAGGGCGUCCCCAACAUGGGUCCCCCCCAGCCAAGUUUCCCCCCCCUGCCCAUCAAGCAGGAGCCCCGAGAUUACUGCUUUGAUUCUGAAGUGCCUAACUGCCAGUCCUCCUUUGGGAGAGCAGCUAGUUUCUACCAAAACAACCAUGACAGCUAUGCCUUUGACAGAGAGCCACACCUAUACUAUGACGACACCUGUGUGGUCCCUGAGCGAUUGGAAGGCAAAGUGAAGCAGGAGCCCUCCGUGUUCCGUGACGGGCCCCCCUACCAGCGCCGCGGCUCUCUACAGCUCUGGCAGUUCCUGGUGACCUUACUGGACGACCCUGCCAAUGGCCACUUCAUCGCCUGGACGGGCCGCGGCAUGGAGUUCAAGCUCAUCGAGCCCGAGGAGGUUGCUAGGCGCUGGGGCAUCCAGAAAAACAGGCCAGCCAUGAACUAUGACAAACUUAGCCGCUCGCUCCGUUAUUACUAUGAGAAGGGAAUCAUGCAGAAGGUAAAGGUUGCCGGAGAACGGUAUGUCUAUAAGUUUGUGUGUGACCCCGAGGCUCUCUUCUCCAUGGCCUUUCCCGACAACCAGAGGCCCAACUUGAAGGCCGACACAGAUAGCCUGCCCCCAGGGGCCGAGGACGACACCCUGCCGCUGGCUCACUACGAUGAGAGCGCCCCCUACCUAGUGGAUGGGGUGGAGCAGUGCGCAGCAGCAUUGCCGUUCCCAGACGGCUACGUGUACUGACAUCGCAGGCUCACUGAAGCCCAAUCUGCUGAGCAGACUGGGAGAUAUGACCUUGCCCUUGUCUUUCCACCUGACUUCCUGCUUCCAGGAGCCCACCCCCACACUCCAGCCACAGGGAACGGAAGACGAAUCUCCCAGCCACACCCCUUCUGAUUUUAGCCAAUCAGCUGGAACUGAGAGAUAUUGGGCAGAUUGGACACAAAUGGUUUUGUCUUUCUGGGGUUGGCCUUGCUGUGGGGGUGGGGGUGGGGGGUGCAGAUGUAGGUGCAGUGCCGAGAGAUUGAGGUUUCUAUUUCAUGUGCUGAUUUAUAGGAAUUGUGGCAAUUCUGUACCGACAAUCUUCUUUUCUAGAAGUGUGACUGUAUCAUAAUUAUUUAAAGGAGAAAGAACAGAGCACUAAACUAUGCUAGGCCUAUUUCAUUUUAUGGCGUGUCUUCUAAUACUAAACAAAAGCUACAAAAGUAUAUUACAUGCAUAAUAAAUAUAAAAGGCUUUAUUUGUGGAGGAAACUACCUUAGCUUUGUUAACUAGAUUUAUUUGGUUAAACUUUUUUAAGGGUUACUGUACUCGUGUUGCUGGUUUUAAAUUCUAAGCCUCUUCCCCUUGAGUUCACACUCUGUAGGUUGUACUGCAGUUUUGGUUGAAUGGCUGUCUAAAGCAAAAGCCUGUUUAAUUCAAAAUUUUUAAUUUAAGAUUCUUUUUUUCUUUCUUUUAACACAGUGCGAUAUGUGCUCAUUUAGUCGCGCCCUGCAGCUGAGCUGUUAGCAUGGUCUUCUGUGCCCCGUGUCCUGAAAUGGACCGGACUGGUUCGCUGGGAUCGCACCCCCAGUUCCAAGGGAACAGUUCUUAAGAUUUGGGCCUUUUUAACCCCCCAUGUUUUAGUGUAACUACUUUCAAAAGGGAAGGAAGAGAACAACCUCUUUUCAGGCCUUUUGUAUUUGCAGCUUUAAUGUUCCGUUUGGCACUCAAAGUUUUGUAAACCAAGCUUAAGAGCAGGGGCUUUAGAGACUGUUGACCUCCCCUAACCCCUUCCCAGCAUCCAGAUUUGUAAGUGGUACGGCCCAGUCAGAAGGGCCACGUGUGUCUGGCAAACUGCCUGUAAUGCACUGCUUUUGAGAAUUAAUGCAAAUUAAAUAACCUGCAUCUGUAUAGUUUAAGGUGUCUUUUUCUUUUUUUUUGUGGGGGUUAGGGGUACAGAGGGAAUUAAGGAACUUUGUAUAAAUAUAUCUUUGCAAAGCUUGCAUCUGUUUAAUCUGUUGUACACACUGUAUAGAUCUGCUGAUUACAGACAUGUAAGUAUAUCCUAAUCUAGAUCCCUUUGAUACAUUGAUUGAUCACCAAGAUUGCAGCCUACUGGUGAAGAGGGUGGGAGGAGCUUGUAGGAGGCGGGGCAGUCCGGGGUGAGCGCGUGCUUAGCAUUGAUUGACGUCUCCUGUAGACGAAUGGACUUGCCUGCGCUGCUCCGCCGUGGGGGCGUGUUGUACUUGUACAGACGUUCACCUCUCCCUUCACAACGUGUUCCUUACACUGAGUUUGUAAUCUGUACAAUAAACUACACAUACCGCUCCA